Molecule: messenger RNA, 4721 nt
Organism: Sitophilus oryzae (rice weevil)
Lineage: Eukaryota; Metazoa; Arthropoda; Insecta; Coleoptera; Curculionidae
Gene: Crag
Product: DENN domain-containing protein Crag
Exons: 23
Coding region: 347-4240 (1297 amino acids)
Biological process (GO): regulation of Rab protein signal transduction
Cellular component (GO): cytoplasmic vesicle
Source: RefSeq, a predicted model, not a curated record
AUCAAAAGUCAAAAAAAUAACCUAUAACUUAAACGUCAAUUUUAUUAAAAAUAAAAAUAUUUGUAAAUUACUUACAAAACUCAAGAAACCCAGAAGAAAAAAAACUAGAUUUAUUUAAAACAAUACUCGUAAUUGUUAAUACUAUAUUUUUAGAAAGUUGGUGUUUAUAUAAUAAUUAACGUUUCACUCCAAUGAUCAAUGUCUGAACAAGAUGACUCAUACAAAAUAAAAGGUUUUGAAUUCUUGUAACUUGGACGAUAAAAUCGUAUAGUAUUAUGUGCCUUAUACUGUUGUUUGUAAAAGUGAAUAUAUUUUAAUUAGUAUAUUAAAUAAAUUCUUGGUUAUAAUGGAUGAACGAAGGCUGGCAGAUUAUUUUGUGGUAGCUGGAUUACCCGAUGAUCCAGAAGUGUUGGACGAUGCAUCCCUUCCCGAGGGUGGAAAUUUUGAAUCAUUGGCUCCGAUAACAGAAAUAAGUGUUAUAUUUCCUAGUUUGGGUGAAGAAGCACCAGAAGGUUGGGAAGUUAUACGCAAAACACCCACUAAUCUUGAUGCCGAUUUAAACCAUGGUAGUCUGCGAGCUACUGAGUGUUUUUUAUGUAUUAAAAGAGGAAGGGAUAAGCCUCCUUUAGUUGACAUUGGUGUUAUGUAUGAGGGCAAAGAGUAUGUGAUGCAAGAUGCUGAAAAAGUAAAAGAAAGCCUAGGCGGAUCAGUUGCAAAUGUUAACAACUCAACAUCCCAAAUUUUUCUAACUUACAGAAGAGGAUUGCCCACAAUGCCUUGCAAUGCUCUAGUUGUAACAGACGUAUGUGUAGUAAUCGCAAGUAAAGGAGAAUCACCUCCCCAUGCGUUCUGCUGUAUAAGUAAGAACCUAAACAAGGGAAUGCUUGGAUCGGAUGUUUUUCUCUGUUACAAGAAGUCAAUGAACAAGGCUAAACUUAUAACUUACAAACCAGAUGUUUUGGCUAGGUAUCCCAUGGGCGAUAUUCCGGAUUUUCCAUUUCCCAAUUCAGUACCGCUUUUUUGUUUGCCGAUGGGUUCAACUCUGGAAUUAUGGCCUAAACAGACUAGCAAACCUAGGCCAGUGUUCAGUAAUUUUGUUUUAACCGUAUCGGAUGCCAAACAUAAAGUGUAUGGGUCGGCUUUAACUUUUUACGAAAAAUUUCCAGCAGAGAACAUUACAGAGGAGCAAAAAGAACAACUAGGUUAUACAGAAGACAGUGAUGGUUUGUUACAUGUGAACAAAAGCAUAUGCAUCUUAAGCCACUGGCCGUUUUCUGAAGAAUUUCAAUAUUGGCUUAGCUACCUUUACCAAAUGGUAGCAGAGGGUGUACCCAGCCCUGUUCCCGUAGAGCGGUACAUAACCCAACUUUUCGACGAGGUUCCGUUCCCGUCGCCGCGCACUCUUCUACAACUAUCCGGCGAGAUUCACGAACAGAGGGUGAUUUUUAUUCAACCCGAAGACCUGCCUCUGCCUCGAAGUGCCGCAGGUUUCAAACAGUUGUUACUCAAUUUGGGCUCAGAGAAUUGCCUUCAGGUGUUGUUGUUAGCUCUGACAGAACAGAAAAUUUUAAUUCAUUCCUUGAGGCCCGACGUACUGACUUUAGUUGCCGAGGCUGUCAGUUCUCUAUUAUUUCCUUUCAAGUGGCAAUGUCCGUAUAUCCCACUGUGUCCAUUAGGUUUAGUAGAGGUGUUACAUGCACCAUUACCCUUUCUCAUAGGAGUAGAUUCCAGAUUUUUUGACUUAUACAAGCCCCCGAGCGACGUUAGUUGUAUAGACUUAGACACGAAUAUCAUUACUGUACCCGAAGCUCAAAGGUCGUACUUAAAUACGAAAAUCCUUCCGAAAAAAGCGGCAAAACAUCUCAAAUCUACUCUCGAAUCUCUGUAUAACCAAUUGAGAAAGAGUAUCCAAAAUCAUCUCAACCAAGACGUGGCUGUUGAUAACAACGUCGAUAACAUCGAGGCAGAAUUCAAGAAGAAAAAGAAAGAACAAUUGGAAGAAUCGGAAAUCCAGGAGGCGUUUUUGAAAUUUAUGGUUAACAUUUUGAAGGGGUACAAAGGGUACUUGUUGCCGAUUACCAAGGCUCCGACUGUCGGCACGACCGAUACGCAAGCCUUGUUCCAAUUGAACGAGUUCCUGAAAAGCAGGGACAAGAACCACACGAAGUUCUUCAGUUUGGUGACGAAAACGCAAAUGUUUAUCAGGUUCAUCGAAGAACGAAGCUUUGUGGUUGAUCAGGGUGACCAAGGAUUGACGUUCUUUGACGACUGUAUAGAGCGACUAAACAAUGAAGACUACAGUAUCAGACUCAUCGAAUUAGACUCGGUACACAAGAGCGACAGGACCGUAUUCGUCUUGCCUCCAGAACGUGUGAACGAAAGUGAUUUGUACAAAUACUCUCAGUUUACGUUGAACCCGUUAUUAUUGAGAAGCGGCAAAAGGAAAUAUGAACUGCCUUCCUUGUAUCAAGCCACGUUACCGGGAUCGCCGAUGGCAAGACGCACCAAACACGAGAUUAAAAGCGCACAAAAAUUGGCAAGAAAAUAUCAAAGAUCGCCUGAUACAUGGGCGAGAUGUCUGUGCGGUACUUGUCACACCCUGUACUUUAUGAUUCUUCCCAGUAUGCUAAGUAUGAACGUAGGAAAAGAGAAGGCUGUUCUACAACAAGCAUACGAAUUGCUAGUCAGAACUUUCGAAGGUAGUCCGCCUUCGACAAACAAACUGCACCGUUCAGAAACAGUUCCGGCCGCUACAGUGGCGUCCAGCCUGGCAACUCUAGGGUCCAGCUUCAAAAUUAGUUUCAGCCGUUUAGCUACGCAAAGGUUAUCUUUAAGAAAGGCCAACCUUAAGGUACCGCAGCAGCUGCUAGAAACCGCUAUUACUAACCUAAGCCCUUCCAGCCUUACCAGCAAAAAAUCAAACGAAAUAAUUCAGGGUUCUCUUAGUACGAUCAAGUCGGCCGCCAGUACCAUGGUCAAGAAGAUGGAGGAGAUCAAGGAGGCCAUCUCCACGUCGGCCAACUCUACGCCCGUCAAAAACGCACUCAACUCCAACGAUAGGAUGGCCUCGGGGGACACCCUCAACGAUAUAGAUGGCGACAGUGCGCAUGGCAGUGACGACACCAGUCUGGAAAGACAAAGAAAAGUUUCAGCUGAAUUGGGAAGUUAUAGAGGUUCUUGUACGAACUUGAAAGAUGAUGAAAUUCUUCCCGAGAACAUAUAUCUGACCCCAGAGGAAGCUAAAGGAGACAGCGAAGUAGACAUAACCUUAACCACCUGCUCACAAUGUCACAACUGUAACCAGCUACUUUACGACGAAGAUAUUAUGGCCAACUGGUCAGCUGAAGAUUCGAAUUUGAAUACGGUCUGUCAGGCGUGCAACAAGCCUACUGUCCCGCUUUUGACAGUUACUGUCACGGGCAAGGAAUUGGCAAGUUGCGAUCCGUUCAGCGUUCCGUAUUUAAAUCCUCUCGUACUACGGAAAGAGUUGGAGAAUAUCUUAAGCCAGGAGGGUGAUUUAAGUAUAUCGGAACCAAAAUUUAUCGACGAACAUCCGAUUAUCUACUGGAACUUAAUUUGGGUGUUUGAAAGGAUAAACGUCAACACGUAUCUUCCUAAUUUAUAUUUGAAAAACCGCGCAGAGGUUGAGAGCAAUUCAAAUGGUACAGAGAAGCAAGAUAGUAGCCAAUCGAGUUUGGAGAAGUUGGAAGAAAGUCAGACUAGCAAUGGCAGUAGCAGUAUGAAGUUGGUGGAAGAAGGAACGGAUCCAUUAACGCAAGAACUGGCUGCUUUGGAACGAUUAGCAGCCAAAGUCAGGGUAAAAUGUUUAUGGGAUGAGCCAAAAUUCCACAAUGACGGACCACCAAUGUAUGUUCUAUGGAGGUUACGCGACAGUAACCAAAUUAUGUCUACAGACAGGAGUAAAAUCAACAAAUCGUUUAUGCAGCAGAUCAUCAAUUAUAUCAGAGUAAACGAUUUGACUGAACCAAUCAAAAGUUUAGCCAAAGAGAGGGAACAGUCGUACAAUCAAAGGACGGCGAACUCUAUUUAUAGAGACGUUCUCUUUCUGGCUUGUAGAGCUUUGGGAAGGUCGGUGAUCGACAUAAACGCUUUCGACAAAGAGUACACAGCGGCCUAUUCAAGAUACAGUGAAAAGACACAGCUCGAAAUUCAAGACAAGCCUAUCACACUUAACUCUCUAUACUGCAGGCAGUAUUUUCGUCCGUUACUGUUACCCUAGAAAAAGACUUAUCGGAAACGUCAACGAACAUUGUGGAUAGCGGAAAUAAUAUUCUUUUAAAAGUAGUUUUUACUUUUAGUUUUAUUUAAUUUUUCACAUAGGUUUCAGCUUUUUUUGUUAACGCUGUGUUACAACACCAUAUGAUGAUCCGUCCCAUUCAAAUAAAUUUUUGUUGGCGACUUUUUCUAUUUAGGAUAUUUUUGUUGGUCAUUUUUAAAUCUGCGAGAUAUAUUUUGUUUCUUUACUAACAACACAGCUAGUUUGUUUUUAUCCUAGAUCAUAAUAUAUACUUACAUGGAUAAGUAAAUCACUAUGGAAACUGUCGCAAACAUAUCAACGACUUCCAUUUAUCUUCUGUUUUUGUUGUACACCUAGUGCGUCUACUCUUUCUAUCCUUGUCGAGGACUUAUCGUCCACGCGCCAAAUUUAAACAUUAAUUUUAAAAAUUUAAUUUGUAAAAUGCAUAUAUUUGAAUAAUAAA